Messenger RNA from Mollisia scopiformis, 885 nucleotides. Its product is annotated as NAD(P)-binding protein. The transcript has 3 exons. Bases 1 to 885 code for a protein of 294 amino acids. Lineage: Eukaryota; Fungi; Ascomycota; Leotiomycetes; Helotiales; Mollisiaceae. Gene Ontology annotation, molecular function: oxidoreductase activity, acting on the CH-OH group of donors, NAD or NADP as acceptor. The record is from RefSeq and is a predicted model, not a curated record.
AUGAAAAGCCCAAACCUGAACUCGUGCCUCGGCGUGGCCUCAACAGUUUUGCAGCAUACUUCUACUCGACUGCCUCUUGAAGGCAAGUUGGCUCUCAUUACUGGCGCUUCAAGAGGCAUUGGUGCAGCGAUAGCGCGCAACUUGGCUUCCAAAGGAUCUUCUAUAGCACUUAACUUCACCUCAGAUAGCUCAGCCGCUCAUUGCGAAGCAUUACGGAAAGAGCUCGAAUCUCAAUACCCUGUCAAGUGUCUAUCCGUCAAAGCAGAUAUCGGCACUCCUUUUGGCCCGGCUUCCCUCGUUGAAGCAAUCAAGAGUCAUUUCAAUCAUACUUCAAGCCAGCCUUUUCAAAUUGACAUCGUAAUCAACAAUGCUGGCGUUGCAAGCAAUGCGACCAUUGAGGAAUUCAAGGUCGAAGAAUUCGAAAGGAUGUAUCGAAUCAAUGUCCUAGGCCCUUUGUUGUUAAUGCAAGCUGUUUUGCCAUAUCUGCUACCCGACAGGAGUGGCCGGAUAGUGAACCUCUCAUCCAUAUCUUCAACAGAAGGAUUUACUGGCCAGUCCGUCUACGGCGGGACAAAAGCCGCACUCGAAGCAAUGACGAGAACAUGGGCAAGAGAGUUAGCGGAGCGUUGUACCGUCAAUGCGAUUAAUCCAGGUCCUGUGAAAACAGACAUGUGGGAUCGGAUGCCGCCUGAGCAUCGUGGUGGGCUGAGGCCGUGGACUUCGCAUUCCCCUUUGGCUGCCGUACGCGAGGGUGUUGACGAGGAGGACUUGGUUCGAGAUGCAAGUUUCGUUGCUGGGAUUGUGGCAAUGCUUUGCUCCGAAGACAGUGGCUGGUGUACGGGGCAGGUUGUUUGCGCGAAUGGUGGCAUGCGUAUGGCCAUUUGA